CGGUGACCGGAGCUAAGGCUGUCAUGGAAGCGAGAAAAUUUAGGCAAACCCUAUGACAGUUUUAUUAUAGGCGAACACCACGGACAGUACAUGUAUCGAAGAAGCCACACACCGAUUGUGAAUACCAUAUCUAGUCCGCAGAAGGGGACUUGCUGCGGGAGUCAUGCUAUUAUUGUUCGUUGUCUUUUUCUUGGAGUCUGUUCAUGGUACCGAGAAUGUGUUCGUGCAAAACUUCACGAGUCUUGAGGGGGUGAUUGCGACCAACUCUUCGGCCCACGAGCGCCUGGGCCACACGCGCUGCGAAUUCCUGCUGCAGACGCCGCGCGCCGAUCCGGCCAGCGCGUACGACGUGCUGCUCAACUUCACACAGAUGGAGGGGUUCUACCCCCACACCGACCACGGCGAGUUGUUACUGUGCAGUGCCCAGGUGGAGCUGUGGACGGUCAGCCGCGCCGUGCAGUCACUGUCCUCCGUCAUAGCACGUCUAUGUCCCGAUCACACGAACUACACCGGCGACUUCAAGAUGGCCCACGUCUUUCAUGUGUACAAGUGUAGUGCGGUGCGCGUCGUGUACUCGUGGCUACCCGGUGCUCAGCAGCCAAGCGGAUUCGUGCUGCACUACAGGUUUCACCGUCUGCAAGAUCCGCAUGAAGUGUUAUAUGGUAAAGGCUCAGAUUCUGUAGAUCAGCAGUCGGGUGAUGUGUCGGACUGCAGCAGCAAAGCCCAUUCUACGUCUAGAGAAGCUGCCGUUAGCAGUGGUGCUGUGCAUGUGUCCAGAGAGCUGCAGCUGGUCAGCAUUGUGAUAACGGUCGUGCUGGCGAUUGCGUUUAUAACGUGUGUCGUGAGCUGCUACCGGUCUCGCCCGCGCUCGUGGAGCGACGACAGACAACUCCCGAGCAGGACACGGGCCCACGAUGCAGCGCCAUCUACGUCAAGUGUUAUCUAUGACCCGGCAGAGGCAUUGGCUGGGGAACACGCUCUGGCAGCCCCUCAGCACACGCCACCUAGCCGCAUGGAAAUGCAGUACCCAGCAUCCAUACAGCUGCCGGAUGGCGAGGAGCGACCCUAUGGUAACUGCACCUAUUGGCAGCUUCACAGCGCCGAACAGCAGAGCGAGAUACUUAGGCAGUGUAUUCGACCUCCCCCAAACAGGACUAUACACGAUAUCAAGGUCUUGCCGCCGCAUCGGCCUCAUUCGUUAUUGCUGCUGCCCAGCCACCAGCAAAACAAUUCUCCACAACUAGACAAGAAGGGAGACAAGACCCCUCUAGUCACGGCGCAGCAUCACAAGGACGAGGAGGCUACGGCACAGUUUCGCGGCGUGAGGAGGCACGCUCCACUGGCCUACUUAGAAGCCCCACCACCCAGCUACGUUAGAGUAGUUGCCGCAUCCACCACUAGUGAAUCAACAAGGCACCCGCCACCAGAUGUCUGACACCGGCCGGCCCGGCGCAUGCUGUGCAUUCGCGUUUAUUUAGUCUUUCACUGUGGAUCAAGGUUGUAGGAAGUCGAGCGCGCACGUUGCUACGGCAGACGCGACCGCAAGAGUGACCGCCGGUCGUCGUGGCGACCGGAUCCGUGUGAGAUCGUCGCGGCGAUCGGAUCUGUGUGAGAUCGUCGCGGAGCCUGCAAUGCCACUGCUUGCGUAUCUGUGAUCAUUUGACAGCUGCUGUGGGCGUGGCGAGGCCCGCUCAUCCCAGUGUUGGUGUUGUCGCUUUGUUGCUUCAUUGCGUUGUGUGGCAUCAGUGCUGUCCAGACUACAGUGAGAGGAGUACAGUGUGAGGCGAUGGUCAGAUGUUGGAACGUCCAGGAGUGUUUGUUCUGCCACUGUGCGAGGUCGUCUCAGCUGGCGAUACACGCGUGGAGAAACCAUGGUGCCACAGUACAGAUAUGUACAAGAGCUGUGAUAUUAAUAAUUAUUAUAUAACAUUAUUGUUUAUUGUCUUCUAUGUGUUCACAUGCUCGCAGAGUGUGAUGCGGCAUGCUUAGGACUAAAAUAAAUUCACAAGCCACUGUCAGCUGAUAGCGAGAAAAGUACUGUGAUUACCGAAACUCUACACACACACACCUAUGCCAGACCUGAACACUCACAUACACUUGCUUGCACGCACGCACGUCCGCACACAAAUGUCUACGUGCACAUGUCACUGUGCGCGCGCGUAUAUUCAGACAUACCCAUGCAAACACAUGAAAGUUUGCCGACAGAUAAUUUGCCCUGGUAUAAUACUGGGAAUCGCCCUGAUACAUGUGACGCAGCAUAUAGAAGAGGAGAGAUGUCUUACGUACCCCCAUAUUUCCACGAUCUCCCGCUACUCCUCGUAUAACCACUGCUCCGCUGUGCAGGACAGAUCUUGGUGUGCUGGGGACCACUCGGGGGCCCAAUGUACUGCUCGUGUUCAGGUAUGGCUGCACGUUUUGCCAUGCCGCUGGGUCUGCUGCUGUCCGGCAUCGGUGCUACUCUGUCGCCCUACACGCACGUACAUACGCACACACACCACGCACGCAUGCCCACCAAGCAUGCACGCACACACAAACACGAACGCACACACAAGCACGUACACCGUGAUGGUGCUUGGUCUGUGAAGUAAUGCCACGGCUCUAGUGGCUGAGACGUAUUGCCCCUGCCGAUCAGGUACUAAGAUAUCAUCUCUUGGUUGUCCCAAUACUCCAUAGUGCACUCCAUUUAGGCGAAGCAGCGCAUGGAAACACAAGGGGCGCCCGUAUCACAACCCUCCCAUUUGCUAUAUUUGCCACCAGCCUGACUAUUUGUGAGCUAUGUCCCCGAUUACGUGGCUCUAUGUUAUUGCGUCUACCACUACUCGGACGUUACACGUGUUUAAUUUGUCUGCGUGUGCGCGUGUGCGUGUGCGUGUGCGUGUGUGACAUCCUCUAUGUUAAUCUCUUUAUGCACCGAAUGGGCGUAGUCAAGCUGUUGGGCGGUGUCAUACCGCGCUGUUGCCCUGCCGAUCGGCUUGUUACGCUUCUGCUCAGGUUGCAGCGAUUACCACUAUGUAGGUAAUGUACGAUAACAGUAUACUCACACGGCGUAGGACGAGCAUCAUAGAGCUUCUCGUACGUUUCAGUCGAGGGAAGCUGCUCGCUUCCAUGCACGUACGAGCUAUCUACGGCACCCUGACGCUCAUGCUUUGACCAUGGGCAAUGAUUACGCUCUCCUCUACUUGCCUGCUGUUGGGUAGGGGUGGGACGAUAAAUCUAUAUGUCGAUGUAGCGCGAUACAAGCCCUUAUACGCUUAUCGAUACGUUUGACUAUCUACGAUACGCGUAUCGAUACUCUACUGCAUAAAAUCCAUGUCAUUUAGUACUGUAGCGUAGUUUCAUCGAAAUACAAAAGAAACACGACACAAUUCGUUAAAUUAAGCGUUCACGUGAUUGGUUGAGUCCUGGUUGAGUGUAUUCUUGUGGCCAGUCAAACGAUUUUUACUAUCAUGUAAACUCUGAGAGAUGCAUAAUACGAAAAGACGUUUGAUUUGUCAUCGUCCUAUAAUUUAGCCAACCAAGCGAUUUUUUUUCAAGUUGAGUAAGGUGAAUGACACAGAAAAUUUUUACCAAGAUUGGUUGGUAUUUUUUAUAUGAUCUAUAUAAAAAUGAAGGCGUUGGAAGAAUUGACAAAACAAAAAACGGUUUGCAAAUUUGUGCUGAAUUGAGCAGAGCUCGGUAGUGUCUCUUUAAGGUAUCGCAAUACGUAUCGUAUCAUGAAUGGUGUAUCGUGAGCGGCCAGUAUCGUCCCACCUCUACUGGUUGGGGAGAACUGGUAGGCACAGCGCCUACACGUCUAUAUCUUCUAUGUGUAUUAUUUAUUUUAAAUUCUUCGAUCGCCACCAAGAGUGGGCGUGCUAUUCUAAGGUGCCCCGGAAGUUGUGAGUCGGGUGGCGUUUGCCUAGUUAUACCGGCGUGUCGAGCUGUUCUGCCCUCCCUGUCCGUUCGUAGGGGUUUACGUGGGGCACGCGAAGCCAUUGUAAUGGCAUUUACGAAAGUAUAGCAAACAGACGGACGCUGUGAACGUGCACAGCGAUCGAGAGCUGUGCGUGAUCUAGCCAGGAUCGUCUACACGGCUCGUUGUCCCUCCCAUCAGUGGCUUCACAAAUGAAAUCUGUUCGAAGUGUGGAACACUGUAGCAGCGAGGCGUUAAAUGUCACCGUCGCUUGGUCGGUCGUGUCGACGGACGUGCGAUAGCAACUGGACGUCGUCGGCGGGACAGCAGAGGGGUCACUCUGCAGCUUCUGUGUGGCCAAAACUCACUUGGCUUCAGCGGCGUUCCAGCUGCUGCAACUCGGCUGUUGAUGAGAACGUCUUUCGAUAAGCGCUCCAUCUCUGUAUGCGCUCUACAUCGUUGUUCCGAGUGCUUUCAGUGAUUACAUGCAACGACUGCCAGCCAGGUUAACGCAUUUGUCGUCUGUCGAAUGAUUCCGUACGUGAUAUUUACGCCAGCGUAACCUGGAGCAUCACUUUGAUUUUUUUCACGUCUAUCCAUAAAAUAUAAUUCGUGCGAGAACCUGGCUUUUGAGUGUUGGGACUUAGUUUCAGCCGUGAGUAACGUUGUGGCAGAUCUGCCACACGUGAAUGAAACAUCACGAGGUUCUGCUUAUAACAUCAGACUUAUAGAUAUCUGGCAAGGAUACGCCAUGGUAAAGAAACGAAACGUGUUUCGGUGUGACGCACUGAAAGCGAUCUAACGUCUUCGAUUUUUUCUCGAUGCAUUUCACGACAAAACGUCUCCCUGAUGUCGCCAUUCUGGAUCGAGCUAGAUCGAGUCAUAGCAUCCGGUUUGGUUGUUGCUUGCAUGCUGCUGUGCCGUUGGCUUCGUUUCUGGUGGCAACCGGAUGAAGUCACACGCAGUGAAACGCCACAUAGUCGGUCACUACCAUGUGCGCAACGCCAACGUGUUUCUCACGACAGCGCCUUCUCAUCUGGCACCUGUCGGCGUUUUCGUCGUUGAGUUUAAUGUGUUGAAGGGCCAGUCCAGACCCUGUAGCAUGGUAGUUCGAUAGGUGUCGACGUGAAGGUGCGUCGCAACCGACGCUCAACUCUCAUCAGACCGACGACGUCUCAAGCGGAAGCGCGUGCUGGUUUACACACAAAGCCCAAGUGUUCAUCUGCGCAUCCCUGCGAUUAGUAGCACCCCGUUCUCCCAUCUGCUAACCAGGAGGCGCGCGUGUAGUUGGUGCACGUCGAUUCAGCUCAAGUGGUGAUCAUGAGGCUAGGCGCUGAGUCCUGGAACGCUACCUCCGUUUUUUGGAGAUAGUUGGACUGACUGCGCUGCAACGCGCUCAUCGUUCAUCUUCCGUAUAUUUGUGGUUUUGGGUUUGCAAUGCCAUAGGUGUGUGGUGGGGGUAAAGUGUGAAUGUAUGUCCACGACCAAGACAUUGAAGAGAGGCGGUACUACUAUAAUCGCUAUAACCCAUAGACGUGAUUUCGGUCUGUUAGUGUCAUCCAGUCGCACGAGCACACGAGCGUCCCAUGUCCAGUCCGCAUUACACACACUCUCUCUCUCUUCGCCUCUCUCUCUUUCUUUUUUCUCUCUCUUUCUCUCUCUCUCCCUCCCAUCAUAGUAAAAGAGUUCAUACCAUUGGAUACAAAUUGACAAUGGCGGCGUGCUGCACUGUCGUCUGUGACGUUUUUUGACUCGUGAAUCUCAACCGAAAAAUCAUUUACACCUUGGUUGACAGUCCGUUUCAGACAACCCUGUUGCGACGAUAUGCACGCGCGUACAACAUGUGUUGAAUGUGUCGCCGCGGUUGUUCGCGUAGGUCGUGUAUGUCCGCGCAGGUCGUGUAUGUCCGCGUAGGUCGUGUAUGUCCGCGCAGGUCAUUGGCGUGUUUACUCGAGGCCGGUGAGGUCUGCUGAAUAAUCAUGUAACGUGUAGUAUGCCUGAAUCAUGAUGGCGAUGACUUUACGCUUUAAUUUUCGCGUAGACGGGGCACCUGUGCGGCCGAUUAGCCGUGGCUGUGACAGUUGUCGAAAUGUAUUAGUUCUGAAAUUUUGCAUUUUGCAGGUGUGCUAGCUUUUCGUAUGUGAAGUGCCGGGAGCACGUUAUUUUACAGUGGCUUGUGAUGCCUGCGCUGUGAGUCACGUCGGGUUGAAAACAACGGGGUGCGCUAGAGGUGAGAUGAAAGCACAGCGGCGAAGCACCGAGGCCUUCUGCGUCGUACAGGGUAUAGAUGACCAGGGUAAUAUUUUCGCCUAUCUUUUCUUUUGCUAUUCAAAGCUACGCUAGUAGAUUUCCCGAUUCCGCAGAGCAAAUGCGUAUUGAAUGCGAACGCGUGCGGCAGCGUGCCGUGUCGUUAGCAUGGAUCCGAGGUGAGCACGGGCUGGCGUCGGCACCAUGUCUUCACACUCACAAGCUUGCAACGCCGACAACACGUAUAUAUAUAAGGGUAACAUUCUAUCGUUCUCAGCAUUAGGUGUGCCCGCUGUGCUUUCUAUCGCAGUUCUUCAUCCCGGUGGCUAUGCGAAGGUGUUUGUACCUUUUACGUAAAGAUGAAACGGAAGUGGUGUUGCUGUUAUAUUUGCGUUUUUUUUUCCAAAUAAAGGAUUGCCGGCGAUUUCCACACUUUAGCUUUUAA
Messenger RNA from Priapulus caudatus, 6584 nucleotides. RefSeq lists its product as uncharacterized. The transcript is spliced from 6 exons. Gene Ontology annotation, cellular component: early endosome membrane; Golgi membrane. The record is from RefSeq and is a predicted model, not a curated record. Gene Ontology annotation, biological process: negative regulation of transforming growth factor beta receptor signaling pathway. Gene Ontology annotation, molecular function: R-SMAD binding. NCBI's taxonomy places the organism in Eukaryota, Metazoa, Priapulida, Priapulimorpha, Priapulimorphida, Priapulidae. The coding region runs from base 164 to 1435 and encodes 423 amino acids.